This is a messenger RNA of Cuscuta campestris, 2678 nucleotides long. The record is from the annotation of a GenBank genome assembly. NCBI's taxonomy places the organism in Eukaryota, Viridiplantae, Streptophyta, Magnoliopsida, Solanales, Convolvulaceae.
CUCUAUAAAAUCCCCCUUUUGCAUCUAUUUCCUCUCUUCAUACUCAUUUCUCCAUCUAAACUCACUUAAAAAAAUAAAAAAAAAUUCUCUCUAGAUGGGCGCGAAAGAAGAAGCCAAGAAAGAAGUUGUUGCAGAGAAGACGAAUGAAAGAGGGGAACCAAAGGGCGCCGCCGGGAAGGAGGAGGAGCCGCCGGCCGCCGCCGUCGUGCUAAAGCUCGACUUGCAUUGUGAAGGCUGUGCCAAGAAAGUCAGACGCUCAAUCCGCCAUCUCGAUGGUAUUUUAUUUUUUAAUUUUUUGAAUUAAAUAUAUUUGAUUACUGUGCAUGGUAUUUUUAUUUCUAAGCUAUUUCAAAGAAUUGAAACCACCUCUAAUCCCUACAUUUUUUUUUUAAGAAAAAAAAACACAUCUACUUUUUUUUCUUUUUCCAAAAAAAAAAUACAUUAAAGACUAUCAUAUAAAGGUGGAUCGAUCUAUCUAAAAUGGUGUGAAAUAUAAGUCAUCACAACAUUUGUUCUAUUUUCAAUAUGUAUGUUUUCAUCUAAUCUUUAUUUAUUUUAUUUCAAUACUCUUUCUCCACAUUUCAACCAAUUUCGAAUAAUUUUGUUCACUUUUUCACAUCGUUUUUAAUCACUUUUUAAUAUAAUCCUAAAAGGUUUAAUAUAUACGAGUAUAUAUUUAUAUUCAUGAGGACAUGAGGUACACGUCUUUGAAAACAAAAUCACUUUCAAAAGUGAAAUACGAAGUACUACUCAUUUACCCACUAGAAGUAUAUUGUGGUACAGGAUGCCACGCACUAUUUGUUUGUCGGGUUUAUUUGUGUUAUAAAAGUUAAUUGAAUUUAUAUACCAAAAUUAAUUAUUUGUCCCCUCCAAUAAUACUUUUCAAAAAUGAAAAAAACACUUUAAAAAUAGAUAAUUUUGGUAUUACCUCAUCCGUUCUAAAAUAUCUUUUCAGUUAUUAUUCAUACCGUCAAAUUUAAAUUACUUUCUUUACCUAUUUUCGUUGCUUAUUUGAUAAAAUAAUAUAGUAUGGUCACCUCUCAUUUUGUAGAAAUUUUAAUGUAGUUUUUAAAUAUGUAAAAUUUUAUUUUUUAAUUUUACACCUACAAUCAAAUAAAUUGAAUUAAAAAUAAAGUCAGUCAAAUCUCGUAAACACAAACUGGCAGAUGGUUUUAGGACGGAGGAAGUAAUGUUUUAAUUAUGACUCAUUUAUUUUAUAUAUCAUAUCCUAUCUUAUUUUUAGGGUGCUUCUUUGAAAAUGUUUAUAGAACAGAGAAAAUAUAUACUUUCAAUAAUCCACUCACAAAAUUUUUUAUCCCCCGUUUGGUACACAAAAUUUAAACUAUGGAAUUAGAAUUCAGUAUUUUAAAUCCAAAUCUGGUGUUUGGUAGCGCAAAAAUUAUAUGGAUUUGGAAUUGAUAGUGCAAAAAAUGAAUUUCAAUUGGUGAAUUCAGUUCUAUGGAAUUGACUCACAUAAAAUUUUAAUUCAAAUUUAAUUCCAAUUCAAUCAAUUCUGUAUACCAAACGGACCUUUAUACACUUUCGCUUUUGGAACAUCUUGGUUCGUAAAUAUUAACUUUUACUUGUGUUUUUAUCUUUUUUAGAAAUGAAAAUGUAUUUCAUUAUAUUUUCAAUACAUUUCAUAAAUUUUGUAAAAAUUAAAUCAAGCGGGAAAAAUGGUGUUUAAAGAACUUAGUAGUUAGUACUCCAUAUUACUACGUAGUAGUCUGCACCAGCUAGAGGAUAGCUAGAUUGAGACCUGGCUAAUUAAUCACCUAAUACUUUAUUAGUUAUGAAUUAAUCCUCGUUAGGUGAGAUUUAAACGCUUGAAACUAAUAUAAUCGAUAAUUAAUGAUUUCUAUAUUUAGGUGGAAAUGACGUGAUAAUUUGUGGUUAGAAAAGUUGUCACAUUUCAUUCCUUUUUAUUUUUAUUUUUUUGUCUUAUGUAAUGCCGUCUCUUUCUCACAACAGCUCAAAUAUUGUUUUCAGAUCAAUAAGAUAUAAAAAUUACAUAUUAAAAAACUACGUCAAAAAUCCUAUAAAACAAGAGGUGACAAGAAUAUUUUAUUUUAUCAAAUACUUAAUGAAAUUGCGUGAACAAACAAAAGUUAUCGAAAGGAGAGAAAAAUUGUAAUCUAUUUAGAGACGGGGUUGUAUAACACAUUAGGAGAAUAAUAUUAUUGGAGAGAGAGAGUAAAGUAAUUUAAUGUUUGGAGAAUCACAAACAUUUCGGUCACAAAAUAAACAACGUUAUCAUUUGUGCACCUCACUAAAUGAACAAAAUGGUGUUGAAUAAUUAAAAAGUAAACACUUCAAUACACAAAUGGUAAAUUUGUGUAUUUUAUGAUUGAAAUGUUUGUGACUCUAUGAUUUUUCUUUUGAUAUCGGGAGAAAUCCAAGUCAAACAUGGCUAUUUUAUUUUCUGGAGUUCUCGGUGGGUUGAAUGACAUCACUCUGCGGAAAUGUAGCAGUCCUAUAGAUAGGAACAUAAACAAUUUUGCCAACAAUUUUAUGAAUGAAAUCCACAAAAUAAAUACACUUCUAUAUACUUUGUCCGUCCUAAAAUAAUUUAUAUUUUACACAAAAUUUGAGUUAAAUUCUAAUUAUUAAAGGUUUACUCCAUCCCCCCGUAAAAAAACUUAUUUUUUUUACUUGUCACAUAAAUUUUUUCCAAUUUU